Molecule: messenger RNA, 21738 nt
Organism: Scophthalmus maximus (turbot)
Lineage: Eukaryota; Metazoa; Chordata; Actinopteri; Pleuronectiformes; Scophthalmidae
Gene: obscnb
Product: obscurin, cytoskeletal calmodulin and titin-interacting RhoGEF b
Exons: 82
Coding region: 509-20422 (6637 amino acids)
Molecular function (GO): protein binding; guanyl-nucleotide exchange factor activity
Source: RefSeq, a predicted model, not a curated record
CAGGAUGCUGCAGCAUGGUGCAGCAGCAGGCUGCAGCAGCAGGGUGCAGCAGGGUGCAGCAGCAGGAGGGUGCAGCAGCAGGAGGGUGCAGCAGGGCGCGGGGCUCCCUGCUCUCCUGCCCGGCCUCACCGACAGGCCGUCUCCCCCUCUCCACACCAAAUGACAAGUCUAUUAUUGGACCGGAGGCUGCGCGCCAAAAUAGACACGUCAGCUAUUUGGCAUCAUGAGGUACCGGAGAAGAAAGAAAAAAGAAGUCUAGUCAACCGCCCACCGCAGGAGACUGGGGGGGGGGAUGUUCCACCAUCCCGGAUUUACAGCCAUUACAAGGAUAUUUGAGGACAAAACGACAGAUUUAAAUUUUUUGGUGGGAUUUUCCUUUUGUCGCAUCGACAGUGGAGCAGACUUUCAUCCGGAGACCGUGACGGCCCACUGGACUUAAAUCCCACAUGAGCCAACGGCAGGUUCACCUGAGUGGCUGAAGAUUCAAGGUGAAAAAAAGGAACACACAAUGGAUCCAAACCUGUUUGGAGGAGUCCCCAGGUUUCUCACCCGCCCAAAGGCCUUCUUGGCGUGUGCAGGCAAAGAUGCCACGCUCAGCUGCACCAUCGUGGGCAACCCAACCCCGCUGAUCACCUGGGAGAAGGACAAGCUGAAGCUGACAUCCGGGGGCCGCUUCAAGACAGUGGAGGAUGGCGACGUGUACCGCCUGACCAUCUACGACUUAACACUGGAAGAUGGCGGACAGUACAUGUGCCGGGCCAAAAACGUUGUCGGGGAAGCUUAUGCCGCAGUGAGCAUCAAAGUGGCCCUGCCGACGGAGAUGGCUCAGAGGGCCCCCGCUUUCAUGGUGAAGCCCACGUCUGCGCGGGUAGGUCUGGGAGGCGAUGUUGUUUUCCACUGCCGGGUCGCCGCUUACCCCGAGGCCAACUUUGACUGGGAAAAGGACGGGCGCUACCUGGGGGAGACCAACCGCAUCAAGAUCGUCUCUGACAGCGACAGCAGCACCUUAAAGAUCCAAAGUGUGCGAAACCUGGACAGCGGCACCUACACCUGCAGGGCCCAGAACACGGUUGGCCGCGGACACGCUGCGGCGGCUCUGGUCGUGGACGCCCAGGAUUCCCACCACCUGGCUGCAGAAAAGAACACCUCCCUCCUCUCGCACCUGCAAAAGCGCAAAGAGGAAAUGAAGAAGGACAUCUCCAUCUACCGCGCCGAAGAAACCGGCUCCUCAAUCUCUUCUUCCUCGCCGGCCGGCAUCACGGAUGGUUUGAGGUCCCUGAGUCUGGAGCAUGAGCUGAGGGCAUCGGCGCUGGCAAGGCUGCCCAAAGGUGUGUUCACCCGCACCUGCACAGUGACUGAGGGCAAGCAUGCCAAACUCAGCUGCUUUGUGACGGGUCACCCCAAACCUCACAUCAUCUGGAGGAAGGAUGGACUGAACAUCAGCGAGGGCCGCAGGCACGUCAUCUACGAGGACCACGCUGAGAACUUCAUCCUCAAGGUCCUGUACUGCAAGCAGAGUGACAAUGGUCUCUACACCUGCAAUGCAACCAAUAUGGCAGGGCAGACCUACAGUGCUGUGUUGGUAACAGUCAAAGAGCCGAAGGUGCCGUUCAGGAGGAAGCUGCAGGACGUGGAGGUACAGGAGAAAACGUCGGCCACCCUGAUGUGUGAGGUGCCUCUCAGUGCCACCCAGGCCAACUGGUUCAUGGAGGAAACCAGGCUGGAGCAAAAUACCAAAUUUUACAUGGAGGAGAAGGGCACCGUGCGCCGUCUCACCAUACACAAUGUCACCACCAACGACGACGGUGUCUAUAUCUGUGAGAUGAAAGAAGGCAGCCGCACGGUGGCAGAGCUCACUGUUCUGGGCAAUAUUACCAAGAAGCUCCCCCGGCGGACUGUGGUUCCUGUCAGCGACACUGUUAUCUUCUGUGUCGAGCUGGAGCAUCCCUUCCCAGAUGCCCACUGGACCCGCAACGGGGAGAAGCUGAAGGAAGACUCCAGAAUCUUCAUUGCGUGCGUGCUAAGACAGUACACACUCACCAUCAGAGAUUGCCAGGCUGGCGACUCAGGAGAAGUGGCCUUCGUGGCCGGAGACUGCAAGACGUCCACUCGAUUCACUGUCACUGCUGCAAGGAAACAUCCUCCCGAUCCCCCAGUUGAUGCUGUGGUGCAGAACAAGACUGACUCCUCCAUCACCAUUCAGUGGUCUCCUCCUGACAGCGAUCGCCCGGUGCCCAUUAAGGGCUACACUGUGGAGCGAAGGAAGGUUGGCACUCAGACAUGGCAGAGGUGCAACGCCGGAGAAACCAUUGUUUCAACAGAGAUCACCGUCUGCAACUUCAAUGAGGAAGCCAGCUUCCAAUUCCGUAUCUCCGCUAUGAACGACUUUGGCCAGAGUCCCUACCUGGAUGUGCCUGGAAGCUUCUACCUUGAACCCACUGCAGAAAUCAGGAAAGGCCUGAUGAACAGCACUGCAAUCACCGACGAGGAGUUCUCUGUGUCCGUCGAGCUGUCUGCUGUUUGCUCUGGUUUCUGGUCCAUCAAUGGCCGCCUCCUGCGCAGUGGUGCUGACUACCUCAUCACCAGGUCCAAGAACACGCACACUCUGCUCAUCCGCGUCGUGACCAUGGAACUGAACGGAGCUGAAGUCAAGUUUGUGGGCGGAGGCUCACAAAGCAGUUGCAUCCUGUCUGUGAAGGCUCCUCGUGUUAGAUUCACCAACAAGUCAGAUCUGACCGAGGUGGUGACCUGCAGCGCCCAAGCCACUGCUCAGUUGACUGCCGAGGUGUCGGAUUACGAAACACAGGUGGUUUGGAUGAAGAAUGGGCGUGAGGUGAAAAUGGGCAAGAAGUAUGAAUAUGCCAUCAUCGACCGCAAGAGGAUCCUGAUGGUACACAAUGUCACGGAGGAAGAUGUUGGCAUCUACGAGUGCGUCUUAGCCGAGGACAAGAUGUCCCUGCAACUCUCCCUUAAAGAUGAACCUGCCAAGUUUCUGAACAAGGCCAGGGGUCCCAUGGGAAUGUCAUCGUCCCUUAAAGGAGAUCUUGAGCUAAGCUGUGAGGUAUCUCCUGCCAGCGCGGCCGUCGUGUGGAGAAGAGAUAAGGUGGAGAUCACUGAGGACCAAAGAACUGCCAUCAUCUCCAAAGGGACUCAAAGGAAGCUCGUCAUCAAGAAUGCCAAGAAAAGCGACGAAGGACAUUACUCCUGUGAGACGGCGGCAGACAAAGUCACAUUCCAGGUCAAGAUAAAAGAAACUCAAGCCCUAGCCGCCUUCUCCAACAAGGAGUCAGUCCAGAAGGAGGUGAAAGCCACUCUCUCCCAGAAAGCAAGGCUUAGUUGCAAUGUGUCUGAUAGCAAGACAGAGGUGAAGUGGUAUAAGGAUGGCAAGCUGCUGAUAUCCAGUAGGACCAUAUACUCAGAAGUAAAAGGCGAUGCUCGUCAGCUGGUGAUUGAGAAGGUGGAGAAGAGCGAUGCUGGAGAAUAUACCUGCGAAGCCGCAGGGGAUAAGCUGGUCUUCAAGAUAUCUGUGUCAGAGGCCCAGUCAGCCUUCACCAACAAGGAGUCAGUCCAGAAGGAGGUGAAAGCCACUCUCUCCCAGAAAGCAAGGCUUAGUUGCAAUGUGUCUGAUAGCAAGACAGAGGUGAAGUGGUAUAAGGAUGGCAAGCUGCUGAUAUCCAGUAGGACCAUAUACUCAGAAGUAAAAGGCGAUGCUCGUCAGCUGGUGAUUGAGAAGGUGGAGAAGAGCGAUGCUGGAGAAUAUACCUGCGAAGCCGCAGGGGAUAAGCUGGUCUUCAAGAUAUCUGUGUCAGAGGCCCAGUCAGCCUUCUUCAAAAAGGAGUCAGUCCAGAAGGAGGUGAAAGCCACUCUCUCACAGAAAGCUAUUUUAAGCUGUGAGGUAGCUGAUAGCAAGACAGAAGUGAAAUGGUACAAGGAUGGCAAGCUGCUGACCUCCAGCAAGACUAUGCACACGGAUUCUACAGGCAAGAGUCGCCAGCUGGUGAUCGACAGCGUGGAGAAGAAGGAUGCUGGAGAGUACAUCUGUGAGGCUGGGACUGAGAAGUUGGCAUUUAAGAUUCAGGUGGCAGAGCCCCAGUCGUCCUUCUUCAACAAGGAGUCAGUUCAGAAGGAGGUGAAAGCCACUCACUCCCAGAAAGCCACUCUGAGCUGUGAGGUUUCUGAUACCAAGACAGAGGUGAAAUGGUACAAGGAUGGAAAGCUGCUCACCUCCAGCAAGACAAUCCACGCUGAGUCGAAGGGCAAAAGUCGCCAGCUGGUGAUCGACAGCGCGGAGAAGAAGGAUGCUGGAGAGUACGUCUGUGAGGCUGGGACUGAGAAGUUGGCAUUUAAGAUUCAGGUGGCAGAGCCCCAGUCGUCCUUCUUCAACAAGGAGUCAGUUCAGAAGGAGGUGAAAGCCACUCACUCCCAGAAAGCCACUCUGAGCUGUGAGGUUUCUGAUACCAAGACAGAGGUGAAAUGGUACAAGGAUGGAAAGCUGCUCACCUCCAGCAAGAAAAUCCACGCUGAGUCGAAGGGCAAAAGUCGCCAGCUGGUGAUCGACAGCGCGGAGAAGAAGGAUGCUGGAGAGUACGUCUGCGAGGCUGGGACUGAGAAGUUGGUCUUUAAGAUUCAGGUGGCAGACACACAGAUCCCAUUUGCCUUCUCCAACAAGGAGUCAGUCCAGAAGGAGGUGAAAGCCACUCUCUCCCAGAAAGCCACUAUGAGCUGUGAUGUAACUGAUACCAAGACAGACGUGAAAUGGUACAAGGAUGGCAAGCUGCUCACCUCCAGCAAGACAGUCCAUUCAGAGUUGAAGGGAAAGAGUCGCCAGCUGUUGAUCGACAGCGUAGAGAAGAAGGAUGCUGGAGAGUACGUCUGUGAGGCUGGGACUGAGAAGUUGGUCUUCAAACUCCAGGUGGCAGAGAUUCAACUCAAAUCAGCCUUCUCCAACAAGGAGUCGGUCCAGAAGGAGGUGAAAGCCACUCUCUCCCAUAAAGCCAUUUUAAGCUGCGACGUAGCUGAAACCAAGACAGAGGUGAAAUGGUACAAGGAUGGCAAGCUGCUCACCUCCAGCAAGACCAUCCAUGCAGAGUCAAUGGGCAAGAGUCGCCAGCUGGUGAUCGACAGCGUGGAGAAGAAGGAUGCUGGAGAGUACAUCUGUGAGGCUGGGACUGAGAAGUUGGCCUUUAAGAUUCAGGUGGCAGAAGCCCCAGCCGGCUUCUCCAACAAGGAGUCAGUCCAGAAAGAGGUGAAAGCCACUGUCUCCCAGAAAGCCACUUUGAGCUGUGAGGUUUCUGAUUCCAAGGCAGAAGUGAAAUGGUACAAGGAUGGCAAGCUGCUGACCUCCAGCAGAGCAGUUCACAUGGAGUCAAAGGGCAAGAGUCGCGAGCUGGUGAUUGAAAAAAUGGAGAAAAAAGAUGCUGGGGAAUACACAUGUGAGGCUGGAACAGAGAAGCUGGCAUUCAAGCUGCAGAUGACAGAUGCAGCUGUCAAUUUCCAGAAGAAAUCCGUCAAAGACACCUGUGUUGUUCAAGCAAGUGAAAACAUUGUUUUGACCACUUUGCUGACCACGGAUAGUGGCAAUGUGAAGUGGUUUAGAGAUGGUGUGGAGGUCAAGGAGGGCAGCAAGUAUGAAAUGAAAAAAGAAGGACGGUCUCGUACCCUGACAGUAAAAUCCUCUGAAACCAAAGACAGCGGAACGUACUCCUGUCAAACUGCUAAUGACAAUCUGGAGUUCAAAGUUCAGGUUAAAGAUUCAGCUUUGAAGUUUGUUGUCCCCUUGAAGUCUGUUGAUGUGGAGUUGUGCGGAACCCUAAGCCUGAUGUGUGAACUAAAUCAAGCCUCAGCGGAUGUCGUCUGGCAGCAUGAUGGUCGUGAGAUUAAACCUGGGGGAAGGUACUGUGUCAGGACAGAUGGUGCUAAACGGCUCCUCACUGUGACUGGCAUGACUCAGGAAGAUGAAGGAGAAUACAGCUGUGAGUGUCGAAAUGACAAGACCUCGGCCAAAAUCUCCUCAAAAGCGCCCAGAGUAGUGAGGCUGGCCACCAAACUCAACAAUGUGGCUGCAACGGAGGGAAAAGAAGCCAUUUUCAAGUGCUCUGUCACCCCAGCGGACGUCAGCGUUAAGUGGUUCCACAACAGCAUUCCCAUCACUGCUGGGCCUAAGUAUAAGAUGGAGCACGGCGGCAACACUCACUCACUCACCAUCACCUCCGUCACCCAAAAAGAUGCCGGAGAGAUUAGCGUUGAUGCAGAAGGCAAAAGCUGCAAAGCUACUUUACAAGUGCAACACGAGCCUGUGACAUUUAAGAAGAAGCUAGAAAACCUGACAGUGGAGGAGCAGAGUGAAGUGAAGCUGGAGGUGGAGCUCAGUAAGGUAUCGGACGAAGUCAGGUGGAUGAAGAACAGCGUGGUGCUGCAGUCGGCAGGAAACAUGGAGAUUCGGGUAGAUGGAGCCAAGCAGGCUCUGGUCUUCAAGAGUGUGACUUGUGCUGACCGCGGCAUCUACUCCUGUGAAACUCUGGAUGACAAGACCCAGGCCAAACUCAAUGUGGAGAUGAAGAAGAUCCAGGUAACAAAGGGCCUGACAGAAACCAAGGCACAUGAGACAGAGACAGUAACACUUGAGGUAGAACUCAGCCAGGCGGAUGUUGAAGGCUCCUGGACCAGGGAUGGGGCCAAGUUAAAGCCAGGGGCCAACUGCCGUGUCACAGCUCUGGGAAAGAAGCACGCCCUUACGCUGUCCAAUCUCAAGAGAGAAGAUGCAGGAACUAUUUCCUUCCAAGCAGAAGGGGUCCAUACUUCAGGCAAACUGAUUGUCACAGAACCGCCUGCUAUGAUCUCCAAGCCCAUUAUGGAUAUGAGUGUUCCUGAGAAGGAGAAGGUUACAUUUGAAUGUGAGGUAUCCAGAACAAAUGCAGACGUUAAAUGGUUCAAGAAUGACGUGGAACUGAAACCCGGGAAAAACGUCGGCAUCCAUUCCUUGGGCCGAAAGCGCACUUUGGUCAUCAGCAGAUGCACCCCUGACGAUGCAGGCACUUACGUGUGUCGCAGCACUGAUGAUAACACCUCUGCCAAGCUCAGUGUUCAUGCCAGAGAAAUCAAAAUAAUCAAGAAACUGGAGGAUGUGGAGGUGAUGGAGAAGGAGAGUGCUGCAUUCGUCUGUGAGAUCUCACAUGAUGAAGUGGACUGUCAGUGGUACAAAGGAAGUACUAAACUCAAAGUCAGUGACAACAUCAAGAUGAGACAAGAGGGCAGAACCUAUGUACUGCUGUUUAAGUCUGUUUCCCCAGAAGAUAUGGGUGAUAUUAAAUUUACAGCUGAGAAGGCCUCGUCAAAGGCAAAACUUAAAGUGAAAGAGCUGCCCGUCACGUUUGUGAAGAGACUCAGGGAUAAGAUAGCUAUGUUUAAGCACCGUGGCCAUCUUGAAUGCCAAGUGUCACGGGCCAGUGCAAAGGUGACGUGGUACAAGAACAAGAAGGAAAUCCAACCCAGCAAGAAGCACGAGAUCAAGAGCGAGGACGUGUACCGAAAACUCACCAUCAAUGAUGUGGACGCCGCGGACGAAGACACGUAUACCUGCGACGCCACUGAUGACAAGACAUCCUGUAAACUGCUUGUAGAAGAGCAGUCCAUCAGCAUUGUGCGGGAGCUUAGUUCAGUAGAAGUGACCGAACCCUUUGCAGCUGUUUUUGAAGUUGAAAUCAGUAUGGAACUGGUGAAACCUCCCAUAUGGACUCUGAAUGGAGUUGCUGUGCAGGAGAGCGCUGAUGCUGAAAUGGAGAAAGAGGGCACCCUGCACCGUCUCACUUUCAAAAAGACCAAAGCAUCGAUGACAGGACCUGUGCAGUUUACCGCUGGGAAGAGCAAAUCUCUUGCCAACCUCACAGUGAAAGAGCGUCCGCUUGAGAUUGCAGAGCCCAUCAAAGAUGUGAAGGCGAAGGAGAAAAGCUCAGCCCUCUUCACCUGCAAGUUCUCCGCAUCGCCCAAAGAGGUUAAUUGGUUUAAAGGUCAGGUACCUCUGGCAGCCUCCGACAAGUACAACAUGAAGAAAGAUGCGACAAGGGCUCAACUUACGAUUCAAGGGCUAACCGAAGAAGACAGCGGAGAAUACCGCUGUCAGUCCGGACCUGCUGAGACCAAAGGCACGCUCACUGUUGAAGUGCGUGAAAUUAAAAUCACCAAGCACUUGGCUGACACAGAGGUUGAUGAAGACAGCGACGCAGUGUUCACAUGUGAGAUUAACUAUGCAGACGAAGAGGCGCAGUGGCUUCUGAAUGACAAGGUGCUCUUCACUAAUGAAGUCAACACCAUCACUCACGAGGGGAAGGUUCACAAGCUCAUGCUGAAGAACCUGGCACCUCAGGAUGGGGGGACUAUCACCUUUCAAGUGCGCCAGGUGAAAGAAUCUGUUACACUCAAGGUUAAAGAGAAGCGUGCCGUGUUCCUCAAGUCACUGGAUGAUGUCAUUGGAGAGGAGAAAGGCAUGAUAACUUUGGCGUGUGAGGCGUCCAAGCCGAGGGUUUCUCCCGCGUGGAGAAAAGAAGGUAAAGUCUUGAAGGCUGGACCGAAGUAUGAGCUCCUUCACACAGGCAAGUCUUUGGGACUGAUCAUCAAGGACGUCACCAAAGACGAUGCUGGGGAGUACAGUUGUGAUCUCGGAACUGAAGUUUCAAAGGCAAAGGUCACUGUCAGAGAGAUUGGCAUUGGAAUAACCAAGUGGCUGAAGUCAGCUGAGGUGAAUGAGGGAGAGACCUGCAGCUUUGAGUGCAUCCUGUCUCGCGAGAACACCGAUGAGUGUUCGUGGACUCUUCGUGGCAAACCCAUUUCAGACGGAGGCCGUUUCAAAGUCACCAGUAAAGGUCGCAAGUACAUGCUAACCAUUAAGGAUGUCACCCCUGCUGAUGCUGGAGAGGUCGUCUUCAACAUUAAAGACUUGAGCUCUAAAACAACAUUGACAGUUGAAGGCCGAGCAUCAUCUGUGUCCAGAGGACUGCAGAAUGUUAGUGCUGUCCAAGGGGAAGAUGCUGUAUUUACCUGUGAGGUGACACAUGCUAGAUCCACUGUAAAGUGGUCCAAGGAAAGCAAAGCCAUCAAAAAGAGCCAAAAGUAUGAACUCAGCCAAGAGGACAAGGUCAUGAAGCUCGUCAUCCACAACGUGUCUGCUCAAGACUCUGGAGAGUACAGCUGUGAAGUUGUUGGAGGUGCAACCACCAAAGCCCAGCUGGAAAUCAAGGAGCCAAUCCAUAAAUUCGUUAAAGCGCUGAAGGACAGCCAAGCAGAUGAGACGAGCUCUGUGACCCUGCAGUGUGAGACGGCUCAAACCCCAUCCACAUUCAUAUGGCUUAAAGGGCACACAGAGCUCAAGGCGGGAGGUCGAUAUGAGAUGUCCCAGAAAGAGGGGGUCUUAACUCUCACCAUCAAACACGUGGAGGAGGAAGACACUGAUAUCUACACCUGUGAUGUGGUCACUGCUAAGACCAUGGCAAAGGUGACAGUCAAAGCCCUGCCCGCCACUUUCAAAGACAAACUCAAGAACCAGGAUAAAAAAGAAGGGGAGACCGUUACACUUUGUUGCGAGUUAUCAAAACAUGCGACUGACGUUCAGUGGAAGAAAGGCUCUGAAAUUCUCAAGGCUGGAGAGAAGUACCAGAUGAAGCAGAAGGACACCUCUGUGGAACUACAAGUUAGGGAUUUGAAGGUUGAAGAUAGUGGCGAGUACUUUUGUGUGUGCGGGGACCAGAAGACAUCUGCAACUGUGAAAGUCAAUGCAUUGCCACCGACCUUCAAACAGAAGCUGGAGAGCCAGGAAGCAGAGGAGGGAGCCAGCGUUACUCUCCACUGUGAGCUCUCCAAGCCUGGAGUCCCAGUGGAGUGGAAGAAGGGAGGUCAGGUCCUGAUGUCUGCAGAAAAGUACCAGAUGAAGCAGAAAGCCUCUGUGAAUGAACUCCUGAUCAGCAAAGUGGUGCCAGAAGACAGUGGAGACUACAGCUGUGUGUGUGGAGACCAGAAGACCACAGCUAGUCUCAAGAUCAAGGUCCAACCAGUGACCUUCAAACAGAAGCUGGAGAGCCAGACGGCGGAGGAGGGAGGUGACAUUACUCUCCACUGUGAGCUCUCCAAGCCUGGAGUCCCAGUGGAGUGGAAGAAGGGAACUCAGGUCCUGAAGUCUGGAGAAAAGUACCAGAUGAAGCAGAAAGCCUCUGUGAAUGAACUCCUGAUCAACAAAGUGGUGCCAGAAGACAGUGGAGACUACAGCUGUGUGUGUGGAGACCAGAAGACCACAGCAAGCAUUAACAUUAAGGCCCAACCAGUGACCUUCAAACAGAAGCUGGAGAGCCAGGAGGCAGAGGAGGGAGGUGACAUUACUCUCCACUGUGAGCUCUCCAAGCCUGGAGUCCCAGUGGAGUGGAAGAAGGGAAGUCAGGUCCUGAGGUCUGGAGAAAAGUACCAGAUGAAGCAGAAAGCCUCUGUGAAUGAACUCCUGAUCAACAAAGUGGUGCCAGAAGACAGUGGAGACUACAGCUGUGUGUGUGGAGACCAGAAGACCACAGCAAGCAUUAACAUUAAGGCCCAACCAGUGACCUUCAAACAGAAGCUGGAGAGCCAAGAGGCAGAGGAGGGAGCCAGCGUUACACUCCACUGUGAGCUCUCCAAGCCUGGAGUCCCAGUGGAGUGGAAGAAGGGAACUCAGGUCCUGAAGUCUGGAGAAAAGUACCAGAUGAAGCAGAAAGCCUCUGUGAAUGAACUCCUAAUCAACAAAGUGGUGCCAGAAGACAGUGGAGACUACAGCUGUGUGUGUGGAGACCAGAAGACCACAGCAAGCAUUAACAUUAAGGCCCAACCAGUGACCUUCAAACAGAAGCUGGAGAGCCAGGAGGCAGAGGAGGGAGGUGACAUUACUCUCCACUGUGAGCUCUCCAAGCCUGGAGUCCCAGUGGAGUGGAAGAAGGGAACUCAGGUCCUGAAGUCUGGAGAAAAGUACCAGAUGAAGCAGAAAGCCUCUGUGAAUGAACUCCUGAUCAACAAAGUGGUGCCAGAAGACAGUGGAGACUACAGCUGUGUGUGUGGAGACCAGAAGACCACAGCAAGCAUUAACAUUAAGGCCCAACCAGUGACCUUCAAACAGAAGCUGGAGAGCCAGGAGGCAGAGGAGGGAGCCAGCGUUACUCUCCACUGUGAGCUCUCCAAGCCUGGAGUCCCAGUGGAGUGGAAGAAGGGAACUCAGGUCCUGAAGUCUGGAGAAAAGUACCAGAUGAAGCAGAAAGCCUCUGUGAAUGAACUCCUGAUCAACAAAGUGGUGCCAGAAGACAGUGGAGACUACAGCUGUGUGUGUGGAGACCAGAAGACCACAGCUAGUCUUAACAUUAAGGCCCAACCAGUGACCUUCAAACAGAAGCUGGAGAGCCAGGAGGCAGAGGAGGGAGGUGACAUUACUCUCCACUGUGAGCUCUCCAAGCCUGGAGUCCCAGUGGAGUGGAAGAAGGGAACUCAGGUCCUGAAGUCUGGAGAAAAGUACCAGAUGAAGCAGAAAGCCUCUGUGAAUGAACUCCUAAUCAACAAAGUGGUGCCAGAAGACAGUGGAGACUACAGCUGUGUGUGUGGAGACCAGAAGACCACAGCUAGUCUCAAGAUCAAGGCCCAGCCUGUCUUUUUCAAAACCCAGCUGCAGAACCUUGAAAGACAGGCAGGGGGGGUUGCGAGGCUUCGCUGUGAGACCACAAAACCUGGAGCCAGUGUGGUCUGGAGGUGUGGUGGUGACAGUGUGCUGGAAUCCAGCAGCAAGUAUCACCUGAAACAGGAAGGGGCCGUAGUCGAGCUUGUCAUCUAUAAACUGCGGGGAGCGGACUCGGGCGAAUACUCCUGUGAUACAGGCAGCCAGAGGACCUCAGCUGUCCUCACGGUGAAGGAGGUGGAGAUCACCAUACUGAAAUUCUUGGAGAGCUGCGUUGUUUGCGAGGGUGAAGACGUCCACUUUGAGUGUCGUGUUUCUCACGAGGAGGCACCUCUGGCCCAGUGGAAACUCCAGGACGUCCCACUGCAGAAUAAUGAAAUGAACCUGAUCAAGACUGAGGGCCAACUACACAGCCUCAUACUCAGAGGGGUCACCACGGCUGACUCGGGAACUGUCACUUUCACAGUGGGAAACCACACUUCCACUGCUUCUCUAACUGUCAGAGCAGCCGCUCCUGUGUUGUUCAAGAAGGAGCUGGAAAGCCAAGAGGCCACGGAAGGAGGCAAAGCCACCCUGUCCUGCGAGACGUCCAGCGCUGACUGCAAGGUAACCUGGCGGAAAGGCUCGUCUGUGCUCACCCAUGGGGAGAAGUACAGCAUUGAGCAGAGGGUGACCACUCACACCCUGGUUAUACACAAGCUGAUGGCGGAGGAUGGUGGAGAAUAUACCAGCGAUACAGGGGACAAGAAAAGCACUGCUACCCUGACUGUGAAAGAGCGCGUGCGCAUCAUCAGAGAACUCUGCGAUAUCACUGUCACCACUGGGCAGGAUGCCGUCUUUGAGGUUGAGCUGUCACACUCAUGCGUGACAAACGGGCAAUGGUGGCUCGCAGACAACCUUCUCCAGAAUAAUGAUCUGAAUCAAAUGAGCAGCCAGGGCAGAGUGCACCGCUUGGUCUUGAAGAUGGUAACCACGGACGAAUCAGGAGAUGUGGCCUUCGUAGUGGGAGAAGAGAGGAGCUUGGCCUGUCUGCUGGUGGAGGAGAAACCCAAAGUGCUAAUAAUUGAGAAGCCGCACAACACUGCGGCGUUAGAGGGUGAAACUGUCACUCUGGCCUGCACCAUCUCUGACCCCAAAGCCAGUGUCACCUGGAUCAGAAACAAUGUGGCCAUCCAAGCUGGUCUCAACUAUGACCUGAAGAAGAAUGGAGCUUUCCAUCAGCUUUGCAUCUGCAAUGUGGUGCCUGAGGACUCAGGAGCGUACACCUGUGACACUGGAGAUGCACAGUGUGAGGUCACCUUGACCGUGGAAGGUACCCCAGUGUCCUUCCACAAAGAGCUAAAGAACAAGGAUGCCAUAGAGGGUGACGAUGUUACCCUGCACUGUGAGCUGUCUAAGCCAGGUGUUCGUGUUGAGUGGAGGAAAGGAGGCAUGGUCCUCCAGCCCAGCAAAAAGUAUGAGAUGAGGAAGGAAGGGUGCAUUCAGGAGCUCUGUAUACGUAACCUGGACCCUGAAGACAGUGGCUACUACACCUGUGACGCAGGAGACCAGCUCACUACAGCUUCUUUGGCAGUGGAAGUGAAAGAAGUCUUCAUUGUUUCUGGUCUUAAGACCACAGACGUCUUUGUUGGGGAAUGGGCAACCUUCUCCUGCCAGCUGUCUGGUAGGGCACCCGGCAAGGUGCAUUGGUGGCUGGAUGGAACCUUGCUGGAGAACAGCCCCUUAAGUGAGAUAGAGCUGAGCCAGGGCCACAUUUACUCACUCACCUUAAAGAACCUGGCCACAGAUGACUCUGGCACUGUCACGUUCAAAGCUGGCAGUUUAACAUCAAGCGCCAAGGUCUUAGUCAAAGAUCCCACAGUUGAAGUGGUUAGCAAGAUGGAGGACCUUCGGGUGGUCGAAAACCAACCGGCUGAGUUCAUCUGCCAGUAUUCAAGGCCGGUCAAGGCUCAGUGGAAGAAAGACGGGCAGCCACUGCAGCCUGAUGGCCGAAGGGUGGUAGUGGAGCAGGACUGGAAUGUGGCGCGCUUGUACAUUAGCUGUGUGUCCACUGAGGACAAGGGCACAUACUCCUGUGAGGCAGAGGGCGUCUGUGUGGUCGCUUCACUUCAUGUGGAAGGCAAACCUAUUAACAUUGUUCAGGGUCUGGAGAACGCUGAAACCUUUGACGGAGGUGAAGCACUGUUUGAGUGUGCCCUGUCUCGUCCUGAGAGCAAAGAUUGCCGCUGGCUUCUUGAUGGAGAACCAGUGAAGGAAUCUCUGAAUGCUGAGAUCGUGUCAUUUGAGAGUGGUCGUCGUCACCUGCUCUUGCUGAAAGCGUUGCGUGUUCAAGACAGUUGUACCGUGACCUUCAAAGCUGGCACUGCAUCCACAUCUGCCCAACUCUCUGUCAAGGGAUGGCAGCUGGAUGUUGUGAAGGGUCUGGAAGACCGUGUCGCUGCCGUGGGAGAGAAGGUUGAGUUUUGUGUUGAGCUGACCGAGCCCAUCCCCAUGGCAGAAGUAGCCUGGUAUGCUAAUGGAGUUGAGCUCAAGCCCAGCGAUCUCUGGGCCAUGAGGGCAGAUGGCUGUGCUUAUCGCCUUGUCCUGAGACACGCACCACUUUUGCCCCAGCAGGAAAUUACAUUUGCUGCUAGAGAUGCUCUCUCUUUGGCUAAGCUCUCCAUCAUCACUGUACCUGACCCACCAGAGGACCCAGAGGUCCUCAGUAAGACCAAACAGUCCAUUACCCUAUCUUGGUUCACUCCACUGCACGAUGGAGGCAGUCCCAUUCUUGGCUACAGGGUGGAGAUGCGACUGGUGGACAGUGCCCUCUGGCUUCCCUGUCACACGGCACCUAUUUGCAAUACAGAGUUUGUGGUCGAAGAUCUGAUCCCAGGCAGUAGUUACAGGUUUAGAGUGGCAGCCAUCAACAGAGCUGGGACUGGAGAGCCUGUUGAGCUGCCUCAGACUGUGCAGCUUGUCACAGAGGCACCUAUACAGCCCCCGGUAAGCCCAGGUGUAGAGGCACAACAGGGAGAGACGGAGUCCUUGGGGCAGCCCAGUCUUCCUCCAGAAGCUGCUGAAGAAGGCGAUGUCCAUGAGCUGUGGGAGGCUUCAGCUAAGAAACGUCGCAUGAGUCGAGAGCCCACUUUGGAUUCCAUCUGUGAACAACCCGAAGAGGAUGGUAAAGGUGGUCAAAAGAAAUCGGAGCAAAAGGAGCUGCAGCCUGUAGAGAAAGAGGAAACAAAAUCUGGAGAGAAGGAGCAGGCCAUUGUGUCUAAGAGGCAGACAGAGUCCAACUUGUGCACCAGCUCUGGGGAUGAAUCUGUCUCUGGAGGUUCGACCCUUGUGUCCUACCUCAAGAAGAGCAGCAAAUCUACUGUCACAGUGGCCAGUGACGCAGAGACAGUGGCCACUGACAGGUUCUUUGCACAUUUCCAGAUGGCAGAGCAGAGAACAGUGCAGCAGACUGAAGUGAAAACAACCACAGUUCAACAGACGGAUGUAAAACAGGUGUCUGCAGAGGAGACGAACAUAAUGGACAUCAGUAAAGAGGAUGAGCCUGAGCUCAGAGAGGCUGCCAUCAAAAUUCAAGCUGCCUUCAAGGGCUUCAAGGCUCGCAAGGACAUGCGUCCUGUCUUCAAAGAGGUCUUCAAAGACCAGACCAAAGAGCCUAGUGGCACCAUACAUCUGGAAUGUGUGGCAGAAGGUAAACCUGAAAAGGUGCGUUGGCUGAAGGAUGGUGAACCACUCACGGACGGCAAGCACCACCAUAUUGAUAUCUAUAAUGAUGGUACUUGCUCACUGGUCAUCACUGCCAUCACCACAAAGGAUACCGGGGUUUACACCUGUGAAGUCACCAACAAGUUUGGAGUGACCUCUCACAGUGGUAAGGUGACGGUAGGAACAGUGAGAGAAUCAUCCGGGCGGCGGCCCCUGACAGUGGGCUACAGUGCCGACAGUGAGCCUGAGAGCUCCUCGGGUAGUGAGAUGGAUGAGUCCCUGAGGCAGGCCAGCAGACGCCUCCGCCGACUGUUGCGCACACGUCUCCCGCCAGAUGUUGAGGAAGAACCCUUCGUCAGUGCAGAUGAAGGAGACCUGAAUCCCCCCGAUCCUCACUCUUACCGCGAGGAUGACAAUUACAUCUACAUUCGCUUCGAUUCACGGACAGAGGCUGAAGUCGCAUCUAAGAGGUUCCAGGAGAUGUUCACGAUCCACGGGGUUCCUGUGGAGACAACCAUCCAGGAGGCAGGACCUCUUAGAGUGGAGUUGCGAAUCAAAAAGAUGGGCUACAUCCAAGAUGGCACACAGACCCCCACACAAGAUAGACAGCCUCCUGCAUUCAUGGCUGGAGCCCAGGCUGCCCCAGUAUUCUUGACAGAGCUACAAAGCCAAGACGUUCCAGAUGGUUAUCCGGUCAGCUUCGACUGCGUUGUGAUCGGAAAGCCCCCUCCAACCGUCCGCUGGUUCAAGGAUGGCAAAGUGCUGGAGGAGAAUGACCAUUACAUGAUCAAUGAAGACCUGGAGGGCUGCCACCAACUCAUCAUUACCACUGUGCUGCCCACUGACAUGGGGGUCUAUCGGUGCACAGCUGAAAACAGCAGUGGCAUCGCAGCCACUAAGGCUGAACUCAGGGUUGACAUGUCCUGCAGCUCAGAUUAUGACACUGCUGCUGAUGCCACGGAAACGUCUUCCUAUGUCAGUGCCAAAGGCUACAUGUCCAGGGAAACUGAGACCUUUGAAUCUGUGGCUGAAGAUGAUCAGCUGCCGCAAGUUGUGGAGGAGCUUCAUGAUGUUCAUGUUAGUCCAGGAUCUCCCAUUGCUAAGAUGCAACUCAAAGUAAAGGGCUUCCCCAAACCCAGAUUAUAUUGGUUCAAGGACGGCCACCCCCUGCGGCCCUCAAAAAGGAUUCUGAUGCUCACGGAGAGAGAUGUUCAUGGCGUGGAGAUUCUGGAGGUGAAGAAAGAAGAUAUGGGGGAGUACUCUGCUUACAUCACCAAUGCAGCUGGUUCUGCUUACUCCUCUGCACGACUCAUAGUUCUGGGUCCAGGGGAGAUUAUGCCACAACAUAAGAAAGACUCCAAGGAACCCCUGGUGCCACCACGCUUCCUAGAAAGGUUCAGCAACAGGAAGGUGAAACACGGAGCAAGCAUCACUCUGUCUGUCAAAGUAGAAGGGUCUCCCACUCCUAUGGUCUCCUGGCUAAAGGAGGAGUCCGUGGAGGACGUCCUGUGGAUCAAGCCGGACACCAAGGGAUAUAAAAUAGCAAGUUCUGGACGCCAGCACAGCCUCAUCUUGAUGGAUGUGGGCACAGAGUACACUGGUGCCUACACCUGUAUCGCCACGAACAGAGCAGGGCAGUCCAUCUGCACUGCCCAUCUCGAGGUGGAUGACGUACCACAACAAAAGAAAGAGACAAAAGCCUCAGAGGUUCUCGGGAUUACAGUUAGUCCUCCGAAAGAGGAGGCUAGCGGUGGAAAAGAGGGAAAAAUACCCUACCUAGGUGAAGUAGGUACAGAGGAAUUCCUGAUGAAACUCACCUCCCAGAUCACUGAAAUGGUUUCAGCCAAGAUCAGUCAGGACAGCUUACAGAAUCACGAAGUGCUCCAGUGGAUGAAAUCUUGGCCCAAAAAUACCACUUCAUUGCGCGUACCUGGCGUUGACAGCGAUGAUGAGACCAAAACCCCGUCUCCGUCUCCUCACCACGGCCGCUCGCGUCCUCCCUCCCUCAUUGCUGACUCCUCCUCGGAGUCCGACGAGGGGGAUGCCAGGGGGGAGAUGUUUGACAUCUAUGUGGCAACGGCUGACUACAACCCCACCAUAGCAAGCAAAGAGUCAAUCUCUCUGAAGGAGGGACAGUACGUUGAGGUUUUGGACUCAGCCCAUCCGCUCAAAUGGUUAGUCCGGACCAAGCCGAACAAAACGACACCGUCCCGCCAAGGCUGGGUCUCACCUGCCUACUUGGACAAGAAGCUCAAACUCUCAGCUGAUGCGGGUGACCUUCCGGAGACAAGUGUAGAGGAGGUGUCUGAGGGUGAAUACAAGAGGAAACUAUUCCAAUCAAUCCAGGACCUGAUAAAUGGUGAAUCAGAGUUUGUAAAGGAGAUAGACUUCUUUACCUCCCAUCACAUGAAGCAUGCAGACAGCACUGACGCACCGCCCGACGUCAACGGCCAAAAGGAAACCAUAUUCAGGAACAUCGAUGACAUCAAGUCCUUCCACAGCAAGGCACUUCUCCCGAAGUUGAACGACUGCGAGACGGAUGAUGACGUAGCCAUGUGCUUCCUGAAGAAUAAGGAGGGCUUUGAGAAGUACCUCCAGUAUCUGGUUGGUCAGGGUCAGGCAGAGUCCGCUGUCAGCGACAAGGUCGUCCACCGCUUCUUCAAGGAGUACACUGAGAAAGAGCAGGCUGCCGCCGACCCGGCAGAUCCCCCUGUACGCAGCGUCAACGCCUACCUGCAACAGCCACUGGAUAGGAUUCAGAAGUACAAGGCUUUCCUCAAGGAGCUCAUUCGAAACAAGGCGAGAAAUGGUCAGAACUGCUGCCUCCUGGAAGAAGCGUAUGCAAUGGUGUCUGCGCUCCCGCAGCGCUCCGAGAACACCCACCAAGUCUCCAUGAUCGAGAACUAUCCUGCCACGCUGGAAGUGCUUGGAGAACCAAUUAGACAGGGUCCCUUCCAAGUGUGGGAGGGAGCUCCUGGGAUAAGAACGUCCUCUAGAGGUCACCACCGUCAAGUCUUCCUCUUUAAGAACUACUGUAUAAUCUGCAAACCCAAGAGAGACAGCAACACAGACACACAAGCGUAUGUCUUUAAGAACAUGAUGAAGCUGAAUAACAUUGAUGUGAACGAGACGGUGGAGGGCGAUGACCGGGCCUUUGAAAUCUGGCACGAACGUGAGGACUCUGUGAGGAAAUACACCUUGCAGGCCCGAACUGUCAACAUCAAGAACUCGUGGCUGAGAGACUUCAGAGAACUGCAGCAGCGAUACAGCAUGCCUGCGUGGAGUCCCCCUGACUUCGAUGAAAUUCUGGCAAACUGCACAGCAGAGCUGGGACAGACCAUUAAAUUGGCCUGCAAAGCCACUGGAGUGCCCAAACCUUCGAUCACCUGGUACAAAGACGGCCGAGCGGUGGAGGCAGAUCCUCAUCACAUCAUCAUCGAGGACCCUGACGGUUCCUGCACGCUGAUCCUGGACAACAUGACGGCGGACGAUUCUGGCCAGUACAUGUGCUUCGCCACGAGCUCGGCAGGCAACGCCAGCACUCUCGGAAAGAUCACAGUUCAGGUACCUCCUCGUUUCGUGAAUAAAAUGAGGACUGCCAUCUUUGUCUCUGGUGGGGACGCACAGUUCACCUGUGUCAUACAGAGCGCCCCCAGCCCCAAGAUCAGGUGGUUCAAAGACGGCAGGUUGCUGACUGACCAGGAGAAGUAUCAGACCUACAGUGAGCUCCGCAGUGGGGUUCUGGUCCUGAUGAUAAAAAAACUGACAGAGAGAGACUUGGGACACUACGAGUGUGAGCUGUCUAACCGCCUCGGCAGCGCCAAGUGUGCUGCUGAUCUAGUCCCACCGUCUGCUGUGGCCCGGACUGGUGAACAGGCCAUCACCAUUGAAGUCACUGAACAGGAGACUAAGAUACCAAAGAAAACCAUCAUUAUCGAGGAGACUAUAACCACCGUGGUGAAGAACCCUCGCAUGAGGAGGCACAGAUCCCCUGGCUUUUCUCUCGCUGGAGCCCACCGCUCUGAAACCUCCACCCCGGAGCCCCCUGCAGCCCGGCUGAGGAGGAUGCCCGCUGCGAGGAAGACCGCUAUCCCUGCCCUCUACGUCACCGAGCCCGAGGGUGCUGAGCCCAGAGCCUCGGAGAGCAGGCCCAGGUGGGUUGAGGUGGAGGAGGUCAUCGAGUACAAGGUCAAUAAGUCCCCCAGGCUGCUCAGGAGGAGGGGCAUCUCCCCUGCAGGAUCUGACCGUGCAGCCACUCCCUCCAGGCCCAAAAGGUCUCAACCGGAAAACCCGAACGCUAACAAUUCUAACAACAAGCUGGUGGAGCAGGCUCAGGCCGAGCUGCAAGGAGAUGUCAGCGGCCAGCCCCUCUCCUGGGAGGAAGUGGCGGGUAAUGCCUCAUCCGGUUCUGCCUCCGGAGAGCCACACGAGCUCUCAACUGUCCUGGGUCCAGCCGGAGAGGACAGCGACGAGCUGGACGAUCAGCAAACUGUCAUCUUCGAGCCCGACGAUGACGACGACGACCAUGAGGAUCGCGAUCUGUCCAGAAAGCAGGAACCGAAGACCCUGAAACACGGAGAUCGUGUUCUGACCCUCGAGGACCUGGAGGAUUACGUGGCAGAAGAAGGAGAGACCUACGGCUCCGCCAACGCCGCCGCCGAAAAGCCUUGUGAGAUCUCUGUGCUGCAGAGGGAGAUCGGCGGGUCCACGGUGGGCCAGCCGGUGCUGCUCAACGUGGGGCGGCCCGUCGUGGCGCCGAGGCAGAGGAGCAGCUUCUUCAGUCGCUUCAAGGAGAAUCUCUCCGGCAACCUUUUCUCCUCCGCUGUCCCCCAAGCCAGCGGAACGCGGUCCGGAGCCGAGAGGCGCGUCCCCAUCCAAGUGAGCCACGCGAAGGUGGAGGUGAAGCCGUCGUACUGCUCGGAGGUGCAGAGGGUUGAGGGUGGGCAGCAGAGCUUCAAAACCAAAGUGUCAACACAGACCUACGGCUACACAUCAGUGGGAAACCCAGUCACUCUUCAAAUUAGAGAUCACCUUUAUCAGAACCAGUAAAAAACAACAACAACAUUUUCUAAUUUGGUACCACAAACCCUCGUAGUCUUAAAUGGGGACAUUUUUCUACUUACACAGUGAAAAAGAGCAGAGAAAAGAAGACGCAUAUUUACUGCAUUUGAAAGACCAUUCCAUUUUGAAGCUUCCCAUCAGAAAUCAGGGCUCAAGCCUCCGUGAGUCUUUUUUUGUCAAAUGGUUCGACUGGUCUCUUUCGACUAGUGGGAGAUUGUAGGCGUGUCACAGUGAGCAGGUUUCACCCCCGUGAAAUUCCAUCACGACUGCUGUAUGUCAUCAUGUACACGUGUUGUACAAUGCACCUGAUGGACAGAAACCAAGGAACUAAGGUUUGACAUUUUUACUGAUGGAACAGAUUCACCGUCUGUUGCCGGGACAAGGGUUAGGGUUUUUCACUCGACCCACUAACACCAUCUGAAACGUGCAUUAUCGUCUGUGAUAACUCUAUAGCCAUUUUUCAUGGUCAAAUACUGUAGAUGUUUAAAUGAUACACAUUUAUUUUUGGUUUUACUUUUGUACCUUACCAAGAAAGUUGCAGUGCCUUGGAUUCCUGGAUCAGCAAACAUUAGAGUUAAUGACUGUUAAUGAGGUCAUGACGACAUGUUUCUAUUUCAGCGUUGUGAGUUAAUUCUAAUAGUGCAACAAACACUGAUUGUGUAAAGAUGACAACAGACUUUUGGCGACUGUUUUGGUCAGUGGGCUGUUGUCUAAUGAUCAAAGAUGUACGAUAGUCAAACUAUAGUCAGCUCCGUAAAAUCAGACAGAGGUUCUCUGAUUUGUUUAUUUGUGAAUGAUUUCUUGUUGAGCAGCUGAUACCAAUAUGAGAUUUCGACAAGCGAGCCAUAUUGUAGGCGGACUAACAACCUGUUUCAGGACAGAUCUCUUAACUGGGUUUGCAUUUCUUUUCUGAUUAUUGUGACUUGAUUGUUAUACUCAAGCUUUUUUUUCGACAUCUGUUUAAUGCAGAUCAAUGACCUGUGGACUCACGGGGUUAUUCAUAUGUACGUGACAGAUAUUUAGAUGAGUGACUGCAUGUGUUUGCUUUUCCAUAGCAAAUGGGUUUUAUCUGAAGUAUCCUGACCCCGUCAUGUCAUAUUUGAUUGCAAGCGAAUGUUUGUGUAUCAAGAGUUCACAGUCACCUGACUGGCUCCUUAGUGACGUGUGGUGUUGUUUCAAGGUUUGUUAGUCAGCUCCAUGGGUGAAGGUUUGUAUUAAAAGGCACUAACCAAUUACAUGUGUAGUUUUUGGAAACACAAGAUGGUUUUAAAUCUUAAUUAAAAUAAAUGUACUGAAAACAAUAA